AUGGCUAUGGCAUUUAUCACUGCUUUGGUGUUUGCUUGUUUAUGCUCAUCUGUUUCACCAGAUGCUCAAGGGAAUGCUCUAUUUGCGUUGAGGAGCUCUUUAGGUGCAUCUCCUGAACAGCUAAGUGAUUGGAACCUGAAUCAAGUCGAUCCUUGUACUUGGUCUCAAGUUACUUGUAAUGACCAGAAGCAUGUUACUUCUCUAACAUUAUCUUACAUGAACUUCUCGUCGGGAACUUUAUCUUCAGGAAUAGGAACCUUGAAAACUCUCAAGACUCUUACGUUGAAGGGAAAUGGAAUUACAGGUGGAAUACCAGAAUCCAUUGGGAAUCUGUCUAGCUUGACUAGCUUGGAUUUGGAGGAUAAUCAGCUAACAGGUCGGAUACCAUCCGCUCUCGGUAAUCUUAAGAACCUCCAGUUCUUGACCCUGAGUAGGAAUAACCUAAAUGGGACUAUCCCCGAUUCACUCACAGGUCUUUCAAAACUGAUAAAUAUUUUGCUUGACUCAAAUAACCUUAGCGGUGAGAUUCCUCAGAGUUUAUUUGAAAUUCCGAAAUACAAUUUCACUGGAAACAGCUUGAGUUGUGGUGGCACUAACCCUCACCCUUGUGUAACCGAGUCCAAUCCUUCAGGUGAUUCAAGCAAUUCAAAAACUGGAAUUAUCGCAGGAGUUGUUAGCGGAAUCACAGUUGUUCUCCUUGGAAUCUUCUUGUUCUUCUUCUGCAAGGAUAAGCAUAGAGGAUAUAAACGCGACGUGUUUGUAGAUGUUGCUGGUGAAGUGGAGAGAAGGAUUGCGUUUGGACAGUUGAGAAGAUUUGCGUGGAGAGAGCUUCAAUUGGCUACCGAUGAGUUCAGUGAAAAGAAUGUUCUCGGACAAGGAGGCUUUGGGAAAGUUUACAAAGGAGAGCUUUUGGAUGGUACGAAAGUCGCUGUUAAAAGAUUGACUGAUUUCGAACGUCCAGGAGGAGACGAAGCUUUCCAGAGAGAAGUCGAGAUGAUAAGUAUAGCUGUUCAUAGGAAUCUGCUUCGCCUUAUCGGCUUUUGUACAACGCAAACCGAACGCCUUUUGGUGUAUCCGUUUAUGCAGAAUCUUAGCGUUGCAUAUCGCUUAAGAGAGAUAAAACCCGGCGAACCAAUUCUGGAUUGGUCCAGGAGGAAACAGAUUGCGCUAGGCACAGCACGAGGACUCGACUACCUUCAUGAGCAUUGCAACCCGAAGAUCAUACAUCGAGAUGUGAAAGCUGCAAAUGUGUUACUAGAUGAAGAUUUUGAAGCAGUGGUUGGUGAUUUUGGUUUAGCCAAACUGGUAGAUCUAAGAAGAACCAAUGUAACCACUCAGGUUCGCGGAACAAUGGGUCACAUUGCACCUGAAUGUAUAUCCACAGGGAAAUCGUCAGAGAAAACCGAUGUUUUCGGGUACGGAAUUAUGCUUCUUGAGCUAGUAACAGGACAAAGAGCGAUUGAUUUCUCGCGGUUAGAAGAAGAAGAUGAUGUCUUAUUGCUAGACCAUGUGAAGAAAUUGGAAAGAGAGAAGAGAUUAGGAGACAUUGUAGAUAAAAAGCUUGGUGAUGAUUAUACGAAAGAGGAAGUUGAGAUGAUGAUACAAGUUGCCUUGUUAUGCACUCAAGCAGCACCGGAAGAAAGACCAGCAAUGUCUGAAGUUGUGAGGAUGCUUGAAGGAGAAGGGCUUGCAGAGAGAUGGGAAGAAUGGCAGAAUCUUGAAGUUACAAGACAAGAAGAGUUUCAGAGGUUGCAGAGGAGAUUUGAUUGGGGUGAAGAUUCUAUUAAUAAUCAAGAUGCUAUUGAAUUAUCUGGUGGAAGAUAG
Messenger RNA from Arabis nemorensis, 1824 nucleotides. The record is from the annotation of a GenBank genome assembly. Lineage: Eukaryota; Viridiplantae; Streptophyta; Magnoliopsida; Brassicales; Brassicaceae.